This is a messenger RNA of Phalaenopsis equestris, 2621 nucleotides long. RefSeq names its product ETHYLENE INSENSITIVE 3-like 1 protein. Gene Ontology annotation, cellular component: nucleus. Gene Ontology annotation, molecular function: DNA binding; DNA-binding transcription factor activity. NCBI's taxonomy places the organism in Eukaryota, Viridiplantae, Streptophyta, Magnoliopsida, Asparagales, Orchidaceae. The record is from RefSeq and is a predicted model, not a curated record. The transcript is spliced from 2 exons. The coding region runs from base 351 to 2240 and encodes 629 amino acids.
UGCACGUUAGAAUGCGGAUCUCACGCCCAUCCCUACACCUGAACAGAGUAAUUAAUGUCCUCACCACGGUUAAAUCCUAAACCAUGUUCAAUCUAGUCUCAUCACUUUCCUAUUUACCCCUCUUCCCCUUCUCACACGGAGGACAGACAGAGAGAGAGAGAUAGAGAGAGGAGGAACUCAACUCCAUUUUUUCUUCUACUGCGCCUGAUUUUGGACUGUGAUCCUGUAUUCCUCACUUUUGCUUCUCUCUCUACCGACACAAGCUCCCUAGUUGAGCUCUAAUGAAGUAGUGGGCUCGCAGAAAGCGGAGUUACGUCUUCUGUCUCUGAUUACUUAGCCUUCUCUUCUUCAUGGGUGAGCUUGCAAUUGAAAGCAUGGGCUUCCCAUGUGGCUUAGAUUUCUCACAUUUCACGCCUCCCAGCCAUGACAAAAAUGUCACCUUUAUGCCCAUAAUCCAACCACCGCCGCCGCACCCCAAUUUCUCUCAUCUCCCCCACCCGCCCUGCGUUGAUUCCGCGAUGAUCGAAGGCGAUUUGGUCGACCCCCUUCCUGACAACUUCCCCGAGGUCAUCCCCGACGACGAAGACAGCGAUGAAGACAUUGAAGUCGAAGAGCUUGAGCGCCGUAUAUGGAGAUACCGGCUUCUUGUCAAGCAACGGAAGGAGCAGCAGAACACCAAGAACAGAGAUUUCAGUGAUUCAGUGAAGCAUCGCCAGUCGCAAGAACAAGCGAGGAGAAAGAAGAUGUCGCGCGCACAGGACGGAAUUCUCAAAUACAUGUUAAAAAUGAUGGAGGUCUGCAAGGCUCAAGGUUUCGUUUAUGGAAUCAUUCCUGAGAAAGGGAAGCCUGUGAGCGGCGCUUCUGAUAAUCUUCGAGGCUGGUGGAAGGAGAAGGUCCGAUUCGAUCGAAAUGGACCUGCUGCAAUCGCCAAAUACCAGGCUGAUAAUGGAAUUCAGAGCCCCAACAGUGAGCUCAACUCCAGGUUCAUCAGUCCUCACUCAUUGCAGGAGCUUCAAGACACGACCUUGGGAUCUCUUUUAUCUGCGCUGAUGCAGCACUGUGAUCCUCCGCAGAGAAGGUUCCCUCUUGAAAAAGGCAUUCCUCCUCCAUGGUGGCCGACGGGAAAGGAGGAUUGGUGGCCUCAGGUCGGCUUCUCAAACGACCAGCCUCCGCCUCCUUAUAAGAAGCCUCAUGAUUUGAAAAAGGCUUGGAAGGUCGGCGUUCUCACCUCUGUCAUCAAACAUCUCUCCCCUGAUAUCGACAAGAUCCGCCGGCUUGUGCGGCAGUCCAAGUGCCUUCAGGACAAGAUGACUGCAAAGGAGAGCGCAACUUGGCUCGCUGUUGUUAAGCAAGAGGAGGACAUGUUCAGAGACCUUCAUCCCGAUGCUUGUCCUCCACCAUCCUCCGCGAGCAAUGGAACGAUUUCAUUUAGCAGCAGCUGUAAUGAGUAUGAUGUUGAAGGCGUAGAUGACGAUGAUGAUGACAAAUGCGGCGAGGUGAUGAAGAAUCAAGACCCGAUAGACAUGAAUAAUGUGUUCAGCAUGAAUAAUGAGGAGUUUAUCAGAAAGCGAGCCGCGAAUUGCGAGCCGGAGAUGAUACUGAAUCAAGGAAGUGUGUUCAAUGGAGAGACUACUAAAUUUCGGCGAAAUGAUUACCAAUCUAUGAAGAGCAAUCAGCUGUAUCAAAACAGUUGUUAUUCCACCAAUCCGCCGCCUUUUAUCACUUCUUCAGCAUUUCAACCGAAUGAGAACAAACCACAAAUAUUUUCAAUGUCUCCGAUGGUGGUCCAACAGCCAAAGAUGGCUUCUGUUAACUUGCAGCCUGCUGCCGCCAUUGCCACCACUCCUUUUAGUAUCUCCGGCCUCGGUCUUCCAGAUGAUGGGCAGAAACUCAUUGCUGAGCUGCUGAAUCAGUAUGACAGUAACAUGAAUCAUGGUAAAGUUUCCGGCGAGGUUCGAGCGGGCAAUGAGGUGCAGAAAACUGAUACUUUUCGACUGCCGAAUGAGGCUAUGAGCAGCUUCUUCGGUUCCAAGAAUGGCGGCGGCGGCAGUGGGAUCUUCGAAGAAGCUAAUUGUUCUCAAUUAUGUUCUAUUCAUGAGGAAUUGGAACAAAUGGAUCAAGUUUAUCAGAACCAAGCGACUGAUAUGAGUAAUGAUUUCAGAUUUGGAUCUUCUUUUAGCUCACCAGCCAUGGAUUUUGCUGAUUCGAUGUCUCGAGGGGUUGGGAGCUGGUUCUUCUGAAAUGAAUCUCAGGGGAUUAGGAAGCUGGCUGUGUUGAUCUGCUGCUCACUAGAGUGAGCAUUCAUGGCUGCCAUAUGUAAGCUUGGUUUCAGGUGAUCUAUCUAGCUUUUUUUCUUUUCAUUUUUUUUUUUGGCCUUUUUUUUUCUAUGUUGUGUAGGAAAUAGGAGGGGAAGAAGAAUGUCGGAAUGCGAUGCUGAGACAGACUAAAUAUUUUAGGGUUUUUGGGUUUGGAUUCAUUGAAGAAUAUAUUGUAUGGUAGUGCUGUUGUGAAAGUCCUGUCCUGCACAUUGAUGCUUAUGUAUAUGGCAUGUUUGGAACAAGUAGGGUGAACUUAUCAUAUAGCUAUUUUUAUUGCUUUUUUCAUAUAAUUUUGUCUAUUAA